GCAGAAAGGAAGGCGACGGAGGAGAGAAAGGCGCCUUUCUUUAAAACCCUUGGAAAACCUCAGCCGCCAUAACUGCCGCGACCAGAACAGAGAGAGCAGGCCAGGAAGCAAAACUAAGCGGCGGUCGCCAUGGUGAAAUCCUACCUGAGGUACGAGCCUCGGGCUUCGUUCGGCGUGAUAGCCUCAGUCGAAUCGAACAUAGCCUUCGACAGCUCCGGGAAGCACCUGCUAGCUCCGGCGCUCGAGAAGGUCGGAGUUUGGCAUGUCCGGCAAGGCAUCUGCACGAGGACGCUAGAGCCUUCGACGGCUUCUCGUAGUGGGCCUUCUCUCGCAGUCACCUCCAUAGCCGCCUCCUUGUCUUCACCGCUGGUAGCAAGUGGUUAUGCCGACGGUAGUAUUAGGAUUUGGGAUAGUGACAAGGGAACCUGCGAGACUACAUUGAAUGGCCACAAAGGUGCGGUGACUGCUCUACGGUUCAACAAAACUGGUGCUCAGCUUGCAUCUGGAAGUAAAGAUAAUGAUGUUAUAUUGUGGGAUGUGGUUGGGGAGACUGGCCUCUUUCGCCUUCGAGGACAUCGUGACCAGGUUACUGACCUUGUGUUUUUGGAGUCCGGGAAGAAGCUAGUGACUUCAUCCAAGGACAAGUUUCUGAGAGUGUGGGAUCUUGAAACACAGCAUUGCGUGCAAAUUAUCAGCGGACAUCACAGUGAGGUUUGGUCAAUUGAUGUCGACCCAGAAGAGAGAUACUUGGUUAGUGGUUCUGCAGACCCUGAAAUUCGGUUUUACACAAUUAAGGACGAGGCAGAAGGCAAAAAAGACGUGGGCAAUGAAAAUGGGGAUGCCAAUAAAUGGGAAGUUGUAAAAUUUCUUGGUGAGAUCCAGAGGCAAACAAAAGAUAGGGUUGGAACUGUGAGGUUCAAUUUGUCGGGUAAUUUGCUUGCUUGUCAGUCAGCUGGGAAGAUAGUGGAGAUAUUCAAUGUCCUUGAUGAGGUUGAAGCAAAGCGCAAGGCUAAACGUCGGCUUCAUAGGAAGAAGGAGAAGAAGUCAUCAAAAGGAUCAGUUGAGGUUGCUGAAAAUACUAAAGAGCCUGCUACAGAAGAAGAUGGGAGUGGUACUCUGAUUAUUGUAACUGAUAUCUUUAAGCUUCUGCAAACCAUUCGAGCAGGCAAAAAAGUGUGCUCCAUAUCGUUCAGCCCAGUUACACCAAAGAACUCAUUGGCUACAUUGGCAUUGUCAUUGAAUAAUAACUUGUUGGAGUUUUAUUCCAUUGAAAAUGAUGCAAACAAAAAGAAUCUAGCUAUUGAACUCCACGGGCACCGGUCUGAUGUCAGGAGUCUUACACUCAGUUCGGACAAUAGUCUUUUGCUGUCCACUAGUCACAAUGCAGUAAAGAUUUGGAAUCCAAGCACUGGUUCUUGUCUUCGAACUAUUGACUCUGGAUAUGGACUGUGUGGAUUGUUUGUUCCACAUAACAGGUAUGCACUUGUUGGGACGAAAGGUGGAACUGUUGAAAUCAUUGACAUCGGAAGUGCCACUAGAAUUGAGGAAGUGGAAGCUCAUGGUGGUGCCAUUCGUUCUAUUACUGCGAUUCCAGAUGAAAAUGGGUUUGUCACAGGCAGUGCAGAUCAUGAUGUUAAGUUCUGGGAGUAUCAAAUCAAACAGAAACCUGGUCAGGAUUCAAAGCAGCUCACAGUAUCAAAUGUGAGGUCUCUGAAGAUGAACGAUGAUGUUCUAGUGGUUGCAAUUAGCCCUGAUGCUAAAUACAUUGCGGUUGCCCUGUUGGAUUGCACAGUGAAGGUUUUCUUCAUAGAUUCGCUCAAACUUUUUCUUACACUAUAUGGUCACAAGCUGCCCGUAAUGUGCAUGGAUAUCUCAUCAGAUGGAGAUUUAAUUGUCACUGGCUCAGCUGACAAAAACUUGAAGAUUUGGGGCUUGGACUUUGGCGAUUGUCACAAAUCUCUAUUUGCUCAUGCUGAUAGUGUAAUGGCAGUGCAAUUUGUGCGAAAUACCCACUAUAUGUUCAGUGCUGGAAAAGAUCGACUUGUAAAGUACUGGGAUGCUGACAAAUUUGAGCUGCUCCUAACUCUGGAGGGCCACCAUGCUGAUAUUUGGUGCCUUGCAAUUGGUAGCCGUGGUGACUUUAUUGUCACGGGUUCUCAUGAUCGAUCUAUACGUCGGUGGGAUCGCACUGAGGAGCCGUUCUUCAUCGAGGAAGAGAAGGAGAAGAGGUUGGAAGAAAUGUUUGAAGCUGAUCUGGAGAAUCCAUUUGAAAACAGAUUUGCACCAAAAGAAGAGAUCCCAGAAGAGGGAGCUGUUGCCUUGGCUGGGAAGAAAACUCAAGAAACUCUUACAGCAACCGACUUGAUUGUUGAAGCACUAGAUGUAGCGGAAAUGGAGUUGAAGCGUAUUACUGAACAUGAAGAGGAGCGGAGAAGUGGACAAAUAACUCGCUUCCAGCCAAACCCUACCAUGAACGGGCUGUUGCCUUCUGAUUAUGUUCUUGAUGCACUCUCAAAAGUUCAGGCAAAUGAUUUGGAGCAGACACUUCUGGCUUUACCAUUCUCAGAUGUUUUGAAGCUCUUGUCCUACCUGAAGGACUGGUCAUCAAUCCCUGACAAGGUUGAGCUUGUCAGCAGAGUUGCUACUGUGCUGUUGCAGAUUAACUAUCACCAGUUAGUCAGCACUCCCGCUUCUAGGCCUGUUUUGACUGCUCUCAAGGAUGAACUCCAUUCAAGAGUCAAGGAAUGCAAGGAUACUCUUGGUUUCAAUCUGGCAGCAAUGGACCAUCUGAAGCAAUUAAUGGCCUCAAGGUCGGAUGCACUCUUCCAAGAUGCAAAGGCAAAGCUUCAGGAAAUCCGUUCUCAUCAUUCGAAACGUUUGGAAGCCAGAACAGAUACGAAAGAAGAGAGACGAAAAAAGAAGAAACAGAAGAAAUAGACAUCCAUUUUCAAGUCUCCCAACUUUCAGUCGGCAGAAUCUCUGCACCUUCAGACUCAGCAGUUGCUCCAACAGCUGCUAUAGAACCAAGUUGCUGGUCGGAAAACAGCUUGAUUGAUGUUUGGCUCGAGAAAAACUCAUCCCAGAAAUGACUCUUUGUACCAGGUCUGCAAUUUGCAAAUGCAGGGGAGGACUUUUCAACUAUAUUGAGUGAGCUUUAACUUAAACCAUAUACUAUUUUCUCUCUCGUUUGCUUGUAAUUACUUUCCUACUUGACCAAUCAGGAAUGUACCAUUACAUAUAACACAGCUAGUAACGCUGAAAAUUUUGCUUAGUGAAAAGUUGUUACAUUACAAUUUACAAUGCAAGGAACCAAAUUGCUUGUGAG
This is a messenger RNA of Linum tenue, 3325 nucleotides long. The record is from the annotation of a GenBank genome assembly. Lineage: Eukaryota; Viridiplantae; Streptophyta; Magnoliopsida; Malpighiales; Linaceae.